Messenger RNA from Clupea harengus (Atlantic herring), 801 nucleotides. RefSeq lists its product as uncharacterized. Gene Ontology annotation, biological process: regulation of transcription by RNA polymerase II. NCBI's taxonomy places the organism in Eukaryota, Metazoa, Chordata, Actinopteri, Clupeiformes, Clupeidae. Gene Ontology annotation, molecular function: DNA-binding transcription factor activity, RNA polymerase II-specific; RNA polymerase II cis-regulatory region sequence-specific DNA binding. The record is from RefSeq and is a predicted model, not a curated record. Gene Ontology annotation, cellular component: nucleus.
UUUGAGGCCUAUAGGGGGAUUAUAGUUUGACUUUUUCUCAUUUAGAGAGAAAAAGCAGUGGAUUGGACCAGACACCAGAGAGAGGGUGAAGGACUGGCACAAGUAAACACUUCAAUCUCAAGUCUUGACAGUAAAUAGUUCCAUCCAACAGUUCAGAGGAAAAGAGGCUGCUGGAUCAUGGACGCGGCUGUCCACUCAAGCAGGAAGAAGCUGACGUUUACCAUUGACAGCAUUCUGAGCGGAGGAGGGCCCGAGAGAGGGGAGAGGACCGACAUUUCCACCACUACAGUCCCUCAUCUUUUAGAAGCAAACAAAGGGGAUAUAGGAGCAGGGGCUGUCUCAGCAGUGAACCAUCCAGAUGCUCUUCAACCAACAUGCAUCUGCUGCUUGUGCUGCCAGUGUGGGGAGAUGCUGCAUACAGACUGUGUCCCAGCAACACCUUGCCCAUUCUCCUGGGCCAAGCAGUGGUAUGCUGAGGCACAUGUGGUCGAGGAAGGUUCCGGAGCAUUGCACUUGGGGCAGAUUCAGAGACGCAUGCGGAGACACCGCACCAUCUUCACCGAGGAGCAGCUCGAUGCCCUUGAGGAACUGUUUCUGCAGAACCAGUACCCUGACAUCAACACUCGUGAACAGCUGGCUCAACGCACUCACCUGCGUGAGGAAAGGGUGGAGGUAUGGUUUAAAAAUCGAAGAGCAAAGUGGAGAAGGCAGAGAAGGCACUCAUUCGGCCUGCAAGACCAAGCACACUGGAGAUCUGACCUCUAGACUGCAUAACACGAUUAAAAUGUUUACAUUUCUUAA